CUCCUCGCCCGGCCGCGUGCUGCCGCACCUCGCAGCGCGCAUCGGACGGGCUCGCCGUAUUCGACAUCGGCCGGAGGGCAGAGCAUACCCCCCUCGCGCGGCCUCACGGCUGCUGCACACCCAGAGGACGCUGGGCAGCGCGCCGUCGCACACCCACGACGCGUGUGCAAUAUCAGCUCCCCUACAUCGAUGCCACUGUGCGUUAAGGAAUGCCACAGCUGCAGCGCGCGAUUGUCUGUGAGAGGCCGGGCGAUGAGUGUGCGGCGUGGGUGGCCGAGCGAUGGGAGUGCGGCGUGGGUGGACCCCGCGUGCGGCUGCUCGCCGUGCUCAUGCGUGCCGCCACGCCAGCAGCAGCAGCCCUCGCCGCCUCGUCGCUGCAGCCUCGUCACGGCAUGACGGCUGCUGCGAGGUGCUCGCUGCCCAGAGCAGCACGCCAGUCAGUCGCAUCAUGCCGCGCAGCACUCGCUACUCACACGCCCGCUCGGGCCGCCAGACAGACGAAGCCGCCGCGGCGCACAGGCCGCCUCGCAGUAGCCGCGCGUCGCGCGCCCAUCGCCGCGAAUGCUCGCUGCUGCGCUGCCGCACAGCAUCCAGAUGUACUCGGACGUGCGCUGCGCAGCAUGGCAGCACUGACAUCACGCUCAGGCGUCAUCGCCGAGCAACAGCGUGGCGCUGCCGGCGCAUCGCCCGCUCGUUGCCUCUCGCGCUGCUCGGGCGAGCCGCGCGGCUGCGUCGACGCACAAAAGGAGCAGCCUCGCCGGCCAGCUCGCCGUCUCGCUGUCAUUCUCUCACACCUCCUCUCACCUAUGAGGAUGUUCGGACGGUCGAGCAACAACAGCAAUGGCAACCGCGGCGGCACGCAGCACGCCAGCGGCGGCACGCAGAUGGGCCGCGGACCCUCUGGCGGCGGCGGCGGCGCAGCGCAGUCGGGACGCUCCGGCGGCACCAGCGGCGGCGGCACCACCACCUCGUCGGGCGCCCAGCACAGCCGCAACGCCAGCGGCGGCGGCGGCACGACGGGCUCGCAGGGCCGCAGCGGCGGCACGGCGUCGCGCCACACGGCGCAGCAGUCGUCGGGCGGCCGCAGCACCGGACAGAGCCAGGCGCGCAGCGCCAGCGGCCACCAGCACACGUCGUCCGGCGGCGGCUCGCGCGGCACGGCUCGCGGCACGUCCGAGGGCGGCCGCAGCACGGGCGCCAAGAGCGCGCCCGGCGGCAACGCCAGCAAGUCGUCGGGCACGGCGCAGUCGAGCAGCCGCACGCGCGGCGGCGCCGAGAUCGACCUCACCGCCGAGGACGCCAAGCUCAGCAAGCCCUUCCGCGCCAACGAGCCGCUCGCCGUCGGCAGUGGAUCGGGCUACAGCAAGGGCGACAGCGCCGCCCGCAGCAACAACAACGGCCACUCGGGCCAGCCUUACGUGAAGAAGAGCGUCAAGGCGUCGAAGAGCAACCCGGACAAUCGCUCGGCUGCGAACGCGACCAGCGGCGGCAACAACGCCUCGUCGAUGCCGUCGGGCAACAACUCUAGCCAGACGACCAGUGGCAACAGCAGCGGUGGCGGCCAGACCAACAGCGGCGGCGGCGGCGGCGGCGCAUAUGGCAGCAGCGGCAACCAAGGCAGCGGCAGCAACAACGCAGGAUCGUAUGGCUCGCAGGGCCACUCGGGCGGCGCGUCGCAGAACACGGGCAACCAGAGCUCGUCGGGCUUCGGCUCGUCAGGCAGUAGCGGCAACGGCGGCUACGGCGGCAGCACGAACCAGAGCUCAAACAGCGGCGGCCAGCAAUCGAGCAGCGGCCAUCAGUCGAGCGGCCAGCAGUCGAACAGCGGCGGUCAGCAGUCCGGCAGCUCCUUUGGCGGCUCGGGCGGCGGCGCUCGCACGCAGGGCACGUCGAACAGCGGCCUGAACAGCCAGAGCACGUCCGGCGGCGGCUAUCAGGCAUCGUCGACGUCGACGAGCAACAACACCGGUGGCAACACGAGCGGCGUCGGCAGCUCGGGCAGCGGCAUGUCGAGCAGCAACAACGGCCAGUCGACGGGCUACGGCGGCAGCGGGUCGGGCGGCAACCAGAGCAGCGGGACCGGCGGCAACAACAACAGUAGCAGCAACACGAGCGGCGGCGGCACGUUCAGUCGCUGA
Messenger RNA from Tilletiopsis washingtonensis, 2138 nucleotides. RefSeq lists its product as hypothetical. NCBI's taxonomy places the organism in Eukaryota, Fungi, Basidiomycota, Exobasidiomycetes, Entylomatales. Bases 210 to 2138 code for a protein of 642 amino acids. The transcript is spliced from 5 exons. The record is from RefSeq and is a predicted model, not a curated record.